Messenger RNA from Diaporthe amygdali, 963 nucleotides. RefSeq names its product fad synthetase. Lineage: Eukaryota; Fungi; Ascomycota; Sordariomycetes; Diaporthales; Diaporthaceae. The record is from RefSeq and is a predicted model, not a curated record. Bases 1 to 963 code for a protein of 320 amino acids. The transcript is spliced from 3 exons. Gene Ontology annotation, biological process: FAD biosynthetic process. Gene Ontology annotation, molecular function: FMN adenylyltransferase activity.
AUGCCACACCACCAUCUCGCCAACGGCGUCGCACCCACUGCGAAUGGCGGGGUUAAAGAGCCGCCAGCCGCACCCGCGUCUGCAUCCGAGCCCGCGUCCACAGCUCCAUCCCUCUCCUUGCGCCAGGUCUGUCUCGAGCUGCAGGCCAAGGUCAACGCCUUCCUGGCCCAGAAUGUCGAGACAGGCCUCCUCAAGGGCGUGCAGUCCCGUGUCCGCGAGGCACAGUCCGUCAUUGACGACGCCCUCGAGAGAUACAGCAUCGAGGAGCUCUCCCUCUCCUACAACGGCGGCAAGGACUGCCUGGUGCUCCUCGUCCUGAUCCUCGCCUGCCUCCCGCGGCACUUCGAGCCGCCGCCGCCGCCGCCCCCCUACUACUCCAUCCCGCCCGGCGCCGGCACGACGACCAACGGCCUGACCUCCCAGAUCCCGACCAACACCCCCGCGGCGCCGACCCCCGUGCGCAGCCCCACGCCGCACCCCUUCCCCUCCACCCUGCAGUCCGUCUACAUCGUCGCGCCCGACCCCUUCGCCGAGGUCGACGCCUUCGUCGAGCACUCGGCCCGCGCCUACCACCUCGACCUGUGCCGCUACGCCCUGCCCAUGCGCGCCGCCCUCGACGCCUACCUCCGCGACCGCCCCCGCCUCAGGGCCGUCUUCGUCGGCACCCGCAGGACCGACCCCCACGGCGCCGCCCUCACGCACUUCGACCCCACCGACGGCGACUGGCCCGCCUUUGUGAGGGUGCACCCCGUCAUCGACUGGCAUUACGCAGAGAUCUGGGCGUUCCUCCGACACCUGGACAUCCCUUAUAUAUCACUAUACGACCAAGGAUACACAUCUUUAGGCGGCACCAAGGACACUCAUCCCAACCCCCUGCUCAAGAGACAGGCCGAGGGCGAAGGGUUCAGGCCGGCGUACGAGCUGGUAGAGGACGACGAGGAGAGGUUAGGCCGGGACCGGUAG